This is a messenger RNA of Cebus imitator (Panamanian white-faced capuchin), 3881 nucleotides long. Its product is annotated as zinc finger protein 112. The coding region runs from base 249 to 2993 and encodes 914 amino acids. Gene Ontology annotation, molecular function: DNA-binding transcription factor activity, RNA polymerase II-specific; RNA polymerase II cis-regulatory region sequence-specific DNA binding. NCBI's taxonomy places the organism in Eukaryota, Metazoa, Chordata, Mammalia, Primates, Cebidae. Gene Ontology annotation, biological process: regulation of transcription by RNA polymerase II. The record is from RefSeq and is a predicted model, not a curated record. The transcript has 6 exons.
UGUAGGCAGAGUCACUUCCGGCCCAGGUACGCUAGGCCGCGGCCUUCGUUCCUCCCAGAAAGAUAGCCUUAAAGCUGCCUGAGAACAGUAAACAACGUAACAAACCUUGAGGAAGAACCAUGAAAUUAAACUCCUGAUCUCCAGUCCUCCCCAAGGUCAAGCACUGAGCUGCUUUUCACAGAGGAGCACACGAAGCCCCACAAACAACCCUGCAGGUCUCUGCCUCUCCCUAGAAAAAGAAGGAGAAAAUGAUCAAAUUUCAGGAGAUGGUGACAUUCAAGGAUGUUGCUGUGGUUUUCACCGAGGAGGAGCUGGGGCUGCUAGACUCUGUUCAGAGAAAGCUGUACCGAGAUGUGAUGCUGGAGAACUUCAGGAACCUGCUCUUAGUAGCACAUCAGCCCUUCAAGCCAGACCUGAUAUCCCAGUUGGAGAGAGAAGAAAAGCUUUUGAUGGUAGAGACAGAAACACCAAGAGAUGGGUGUUCAGGAAGGAAGAAUCAACAAAAGAUGGAGACUAUUCAGGAAGUAAGAGUAAGCUACCUUUCCCCCAAAGAGCUUUCCUCCUGUCAGACCUGGCAACAAAGUGCAGGUGGGUUAAUCAGGUGUCAAGAUUUCCUGAAAGUUUUUCAAGGGAAGAAUUAUCAUUUGCAAGAACAAGGUGAUUCCCUCUGCAAGGUUUGGGCAGGAAUACCAGUUCAGAUUUCUGAAGAUGAGAACUAUAUAUUGACUCAUAUAGGGAAUGGCUCCAAUUAUAUAAAAAGUCAAGAGUAUCCAUCUUGGAGGACACAGCAUUCUUGGAGGAAAAUAUAUCUGAAAGAGUCACAUAAUUAUCAGGGUAGAUGUCAGCAAAUUUCCAUGAAAAAUAAUUUCUGUAAGUGUGACCGCAUCAGUUGGAUCUCACAUCACAAUGAUAAACUAGAAGUACACAGAGAAGAAAACUACAGCUGCCAUGACUGUGGAGAAGAUAUCAUGAAGGUAUCAUUGCUUCAUCAGGAUUCAAUUCAAACAGGGGAGAAGCCCUAUCCAUGUACUGGGUAUAGAAAAGCCUUCAGUAAUGACUCCAGCUCUGAAGUUCAUCAGGAGUUCCAGUUGGAAGGGAAGUCCUAUACGUACAGUUCAUGUGGAAAGGGCUGUAGUUAUAGUUCACUUCUUCAUAUUCAUCAAAAUCUUCAGAGAGAAGAUGAUGUUAUUGAGAAUUCACAUCUGAAAUCCUAUCAGAGAGUGCAUCCAGAGGAGAAAUCAUGCAAAUGUGGUGAAUAUGGUGAGAACUUCAAUCACUGUUCCCCUCUUAACACUUACGAACUUAUCCACACAGGUGAGAUGUCCUGUAGGCACAACAUUUAUGAGAAAGCCUUCAGUCAUAGCUUUAACCUUAAUGGUAUUUUUAGGGUCCAAACUAGGGAUGAACCCCAUGAAUAUGAGGAAAAUGACAAUAUCUUUAAUCAGAGUUCAUGUCUUCAAGUCCAUCAAAAAAUCCACACUGAAGAGAAAUUAUACAGAGAUGUAGAGUAUGGAAAGAGUUUCAUUUGUAGUCCAAAUCUUGACAUUCAGCAUAGGGUACACAUGGAAGAGAAUCCCUAUAAUUCCGAGGAGUGUGGUAAUGGCUUCAAUCUGGCCUCACAUUUUCAAGACCUUCAGAUAGUCCACACUGAGGAACAACCAUAUAAACGCUAUGUGUGUGGUAACAGCUUCGGCCAUAAUUUGUAUUUUCAAGGUCAUCAGAAAAUUCACAUUGAAGAGAAGCCACAUAAGGAGUGUGGGAAUGGCUUCAACUGGAGCUCAAAACUUAAAGAUCAUCAGAGAGUCCACAGUGGACAGAAGCCAUACAAAUGCAGUGCAUGCGGCAAAGGUUUCAAUCAUAGAUCAGUUCUGAAUGUUCAUCAGAGAGUCCACACUGGAGAGAAACCUUAUAAAUGUGAGGAAUGUGAUAAGGGAUUCAGUCGGAGUUCAUAUCUUCAAGCCCAUCAGAGAGUCCACACUGGAGAAAAACCGUAUAAAUGUGAGGAAUGUGGGAAGGGGUUCAGUCGAAAUUCAUACCUUCAAGGCCAUCAGAGAGUUCACACUGGAGAAAAACCAUACAAGUGUGAGGAGUGUGGGAAGGGCUUCAGUCGGAGUUCACACCUUCAAGGCCAUCAGAGAGUCCACACUGGAGAAAAACCAUUCAAAUGUGAGGAGUGUGGGAAGGGGUUCAGUUGGAGUUUUAAUCUUCAAAUUCAUCAGAGGGUUCACACAGGAGAAAAACCCUAUAAAUGUGGAGAAUGUGGUAAAGGUUUCAGUAAGGCCUCAACUCUUUUGGCCCAUCAGAGAGUCCACACGGGAGAAAAGCCAUACCAAUGUGAUGAGUGUGGUAAGAAUUUCAGUCAGAGAUCGUACCUUCAAAGUCAUCAGAGUGUGCAUUCUGGAGAAAGACCAUAUAUAUGUGAGGUAUGCGGAAAGGGCUUCAGUCAAAGGGCAUAUCUUCAAGGUCAUCAGAGAGUCCACACUAGAGUGAAACCAUAUAAGUGUGAGAUAUGUGGGAAGGGCUUUAGUCAGAGCUCACGCCUCGAAGCACAUCGGAGGGUUCACACAGGAGGGAAACCAUACAAAUGUGAGGUGUGUACAAAGGGUUUCAGUGAAAGUUCACGCCUUCAAGCACACCAAAGGGUUCAUGCAGAAGGGAGACCCUAUAAAUGUGAACAGUGUGGUAAGGGUUUCAGUGGGUAUUCAAGUCUUCAAGCACAUCACAGAGUCCACACUGGGGAGAAACCAUACAAAUGUGAGGUAUGUGGAAAAGGGUUCAGUCAGAGAUCAAAUCUUCAGGCUCAUCAGAGAGUCCACACAGGAGAGAAACCAUACAAAUGUGAUGCAUGUGGUAAGGGUUUCCGUUGGAGCUCAGGUCUUCUAAUUCAUCAAAGAGUCCAUAGUAGUGAUAAAUUCUAUAAAAGCGAAGACUAUGGUAAGGACUACCCUUCAUCAGAGAAUCUACACAGAAAUGAAGAUUCUGUUUUGUUUUGAAGUCCUCAAAUGGGAGCUGAAAUUUUCCAGUCACUAGAGUUCUUUCAGUAGAAAAAGAAUUUUUUAAAAUUAAAAUGUGAUGUUUCUGCCCAAUUUCAACAUUCAUAAUGGCCAGGAGACCACACAACAGAGACAUUUAAUGAGAGGGGUUUCAUAAGGGAUUUUGUUAGAACUUUAACAUCAGUCAUUGCACAGGAGGUAAGGCUUAUAAAAUAUGAGUAUGGUCAGAAAUUUAAUAAAAGUACAGUGAAGAACAUGCCUAAAUCCAUGUUCUCUAGAAUGUCAGCUUGGUAAGAGAAGGGACUUUGUUCAUUUCUAGUCUACAAAACUAUGACAUUUCAUAACUCAAUGUAGGUGUUUAGUACUUUUUGCUAAAUGAGUAAAAGUAUGUAAAGGUACAAUGUUUGAAUUUUUUUAAGCUCAUUUUUUAAAACUUCACUUAAAAUGUAUUUGGAGGAGGAAUCCUACAAGUAAUCUUAAUGAAAUCAUUUCAAGUAAAUAUUAUUUGAAAUGUAGAACAUUAAGCAUUAUUGUGAUCUGAAAUAACAUUAAUUUGGUUGUAACCCUAUUGGGGUUGGUUCCCAUCCUUUGUUCCAUGUUGAGCAGAGAUGUGCUGCGUUUCUUAACAUUUGGUCUCUCUACAUUAUACCAUCCAUUGAUUUAGCUUUGUGUGUAUGUAUAUGUCCACGUGUGUGCACUUUAAAUAGCAGUACAAACUGAUAAACAAUGUUUCUGGUUAAUGUUGCAAAAAUGGAACACUGUAUUUUACCUAAUUGAUUUUCUACUCCUGCCCUGUAAAUUAAGGCAGAGUUUUACUAUAAGAUUCGCAAAGUAUCCAAAAUGGUUACUGAUGACAAAUACUUUUUAAUAAAUGUCAAAGUCACAAUA